AUGAAAGAUUUAAGCCAUAGGGAUCGUUGUACAUAUUUAAAUUUUUGGAUAUAUGGCGAAGUAAGUAAAUUAUAUACGUAUAAUGAUAAAAAUCUUACGCAUAUUACUGAUAUUGCUAAUCUUAUUCGUGCAAAUAUUAAAAUUAAUAUGCAUUUAAUUAAUUAUGAUUUUAAUACAAAUUAUAAAUUAAUGAAUCAAACUUAUAGUCAAGACAAGUUUGUUAAAUAUUACGAUCUAAGUAAAUAUAAUCCAUGUUUUUUUAAUUAUGAUUGUACAUUCUCUGAAUGUAGUGAAAUGAAACAUCUGUAUGAAUAUUUUAAAGAUUAUGAAACUAUUAAAGAGAAAAUUAAUUGUGGCCAGGGUAGAGAUGAUAAAUAUUUUAAGUACACUAAAUACAUAAGUUCUCUAUAUAAUAAGCAUAAAGAGUAUUGCUGUUCCUGGGGUGCGAAAAUAUGUCCAGAUUAUUUUUUGUCAUGUCACGAAUAUUAUGACCCAAAUAAACUUGUGUCUGCAAUAGAAUCGGAUGAUACACCCACA
Plasmodium cynomolgi strain B is the source of this 537-nucleotide messenger RNA. RefSeq names its product CYIR protein. Lineage: Eukaryota; Apicomplexa; Aconoidasida; Haemosporida; Plasmodiidae. The record is from RefSeq and is a predicted model, not a curated record. The annotation marks the transcript as partial. The transcript has a single exon.